Messenger RNA from Lingula anatina, 1724 nucleotides. RefSeq lists its product as uncharacterized. The record is from RefSeq and is a predicted model, not a curated record. NCBI's taxonomy places the organism in Eukaryota, Metazoa, Brachiopoda, Lingulata, Lingulida, Lingulidae. Gene Ontology annotation, biological process: transmembrane transport. Gene Ontology annotation, cellular component: membrane. Gene Ontology annotation, molecular function: transmembrane transporter activity.
AUGUCAUUGAAUUCCAACGGAUAAUUUAUCAUAAUUAGAAUUCAUUUUCAGUUGGAUGCAAUAGGUGUUUCAUCUUUAUUUUCAGAUGCUGACAACAUAUUCACUUCAAGCAACACUCCUGCCUUCUCCUUCCAACAUCCUGGUCUCUUCCACCUUUUUAACAAGUUUCAAUGACAUUACUGUCAUCGUUUUAACAAUAGUAGCUCUUGUCUUGUUUAAAUCCAAAUUGCGAUGGCGAAAGUUGAAGGUGGAUCUUUUCUCACGCAUGGGAAUAGGUGUUGCCUGUGCCGUGAUAUCAGCUUUUUUCGCUAUUAACAUGGAGACAGCUCGGAAGGCAGACUUCAAGGACCACAACGGGAACGCAUCCCUGUCAGUUUUCAUUCUUCUUCCUCAGUAUGCUCUUGUUGGCGCGGGGGAGAUCAUGACGCUUGUUUCAGGGAUGGAGAUGGCGUUCUUGGGGGCUCCUAGAGGCCUAAGGUGUACGGCACUCGGCCUCUUCUGGACCGCGACUGGACUGGGGUACUUUGCAGCAUUUGGGGUUCUCGCGUUUGUGAAUAAGUACGAAAAAGGUAUGAAAUAAUACCUGACAAUGUCUCAGUAUUUAUUCUGAGUAGAUAUACAUCCUUUGCUUCUAAUGCCCCUCUGACGGAGGACGCUGACACGAAUACACACUAAUAAACGUGGGUAGUGAUUCCCAAACUAAACAAUUACUAUGGCGUCUCUUUAGGCUUUUUUCUUUAAUCAUAUAAAGAUUAAGACAGCAAGAAUAUGAACUGUUCAUUUAAAGAUUUUUUACUUGUAUUGAAUGAAACUGUUGGUAUUUUUCAGACUGGAUCAGCUUCGAAGACGUGCAACAAUUAAAACACCUAGGGCGAGCGGAUUACUACCUGCUACUGUUAAUGGCACUUCUCACGAUAUGUUUUAUAUUCUUUCUAUUGACUGCACGAUACGUCAAUAAGACAAUGCGCAAGCGCUCCAUUGACGCCAAUGCUAGGAAGAAAUUGGAGCGUGUAUCCAUUCAAGAGGCUUCCUCUUCUCAAAACCCUUCAGGCAACAGCUCCGGAACAAACCUUUGUCAGAAACAAGAGGACGAUAAGACCGAUGGGAAUGUUGAGUCAAGUUAUAACUCCGCUAAACCUGAAAUAGACGGAGAAACCACGCCAAAGACCUCCAGUUCUGAGAUGCCUGUAUCAGACCCCUCCUGCUAGGAAAUAUUUUGAAUGCGGAAGAGCUGAGAACAAUUUGUCCCUGUUUAACACUUAGAGCACUUUCAGAAUCGGGGACUGACUAGUCCGAGGCCCAAAUGUGGCGACCUACUAAAAAUAUUGCCAUCUAAUCCGCUAAUAGACACUGAAAAGAUUCCCCGUGGGUAAGUAUUCAAGUGGGUCCGCCAUAUUUGACCCUCGGACUAGUUAGUCCACUGUUCUGAAUGCGUCUUUAUGCACCUUAGGGCAAUAAUGCAUGUUAUUGCUACUUGCGCUUUAUAGUGUUAAAACAACCGUACUAGUAUGUGCUCCAUCCGUUUAGAAUUGUACAUCAACAGACUGGCUCGCCGAUACAUAGAAGAUUCGACAAUUUGUAAUAAAUCUAAGACUUCGUCAUCAGUUCCUCAUCUAAGAUAACCUUAAGUCUCGCGAUUUAGCGUGAAAUCAAACGAGAUUCCGUGGAGUUUUUAGCGGGGAGUAAAAAAUGUAGUAAAUUACAGUUGUGCAAUAAAUAAAAGC